GAGGGGACGUGGCUGACCCACCCACCGACGCGACGGGCUGGGACGCGCUUUCUCAAGAAUGAACCAGCCUCUCAAAUUCGGCCCACCCGACGUCAGAUCCCAAUUGAACUUCCUCCAUUAAUCCUAUAACCCUCUGCACUCAUCUACCUUCCUGCUUUAACUUAUCGUCGACAUCAAUCUGCCUCCGUGUCGUCAAUUGCGCGCAACCGCGAUACAGCGCCGUGGUCGCUUCUCAAGAUGGCGGCACAAACAAACGCCUGGUCGGCGCCCUCACCACAUAUGCAACCCCAGCUGGCCGGCCAUGAAGAAACAGGCCUGGAGACGCGGCCGAUGGGGUUGAAGGUCCAGUACACGUUCGAUCGAGAAGGCCAAGUGCACUGUUUGGCUAGGUGGCCUCACAUCCUUCAGAUCAGGACGAUCCCGCUUGACGAGAGGACAACAAUCGGCGUGGUCGACCUCCGGACUUGCUUGCAAGCUGUUGCCCAGUGCAGCCCCGAGAUCGUCAACCAGGAGCAGAGCGACUACAGUGUGUAUGCCUACGACUAUUCAGAACCGGACGUGCCCCUGGUAGGGCAAGGAAUGCUAUCGUGGGGCCUGGAAGCCCAAGGCGAGCUUCAGCAGCAACAAUUGGUCACAGGACGCGUCACACGAAAUCUACUAGCCAUUCUCAGUAAUGGAAGCAGAGAUACGCUGGAAGUCAGACUGAAGCUGACAGCCGUCGAGAGAACGGUGCGACGCACCGAUUUCGCCAGCAUGGACCUGACGAAUGGGUUGAAAGUCGCCCCGAGCCCUGCCGACGCCGUGUCGGAAUGGAACUCAUUCCUUCAGUCCAACACCAUGCUUGGACGUUCCGUGGAUGCGGCACCAGUAUCGUCACCAGCGGUACCUCCGGCCCAACUGAGCCGGUAUGAGUCCUCGAUGAAUGAUGCCAAGCCGCCCGACAUGCGAAGAGACAGCUUUUCUCGGCCUCCUACCCGCCCGUCUAGUAUCCCUCCAGCCAACGGGAUGCCACCGAGUGCGGUUCCUCCUGCAAAUUCAACACCCAGUGUCGCGUCGGCUCCACAAAGAGCCCAAAAUCCUGCGGAGAACGUGCCGUCGCCGGCGGUUCCUUCCGCCACAGAUUUUGUGCCCCAACCGCGCCCUUCACGGCCAUCUUCAAGAUCGAGAAGCAAGAAACCAACAGGCAGGCCGAGAGGUCGGCCGAGGAAGAAUCCCUUGGAGACUGGCAAUACAUCUGCAGCCGAAGAGGCUACGGAUGGCGAUGAUGGACCGCAAAAGAAGAGAGCCAAGGUAAUCAGGACUGAAUACAGCGUCAUCGCCCCGUUCGGCUCGGUACCUGACUCCCUGCGAGUCGCUGCAAGCACUUCAAACUCGUUGCGCACCAUGAGACCAGUUGGCGCAGGAAGCGAUGCCAACGCUCCGAGCCAUCUCCAAGACGUACCUCGCGCCCCCACUCCAAUCCCUGACACGUCGCUGUUAAAACAGCAGCAGAGAAGAAGAGCGGCGGAGAACAAAUCCAGGUCUGAAUCCAUGGUCAGCAUGGACAGCAUGCCCAUGUACCAGUCGGUGCCUGGAACGGUACCGGCGCGAACCUUGAGCCAGGAUGCUCGAUCACCGGCGGAAUCAAUUGCGCAGACGCCGGAUCAAGGGUAUUCACCAGAAGAUAGUGUUGGUGAGUUGGGAUCGUCACCACCGGUUCCACGCACCACUGCCUACCUCCAAUCCAGCCCACCGGCUUCGAGCCCCAUCCUGCGUGGGAUACCCACCCACAACAUCGACUCAGGAUUCAUGAGUGGAGGUCUGGACGACUUCUUCGAUGACGAAGACAUGCUGCAACUUCCGCAGGCGCCAAUGCAGGACCAGAUGGCGCCUGUUCCAUCUCUCCCCAAACCCAGCAAGCCAAGCAACCGUAAAAACGGAGAUGCCCAGCAGCAGCAGCAGCAGCCUAAUUUCCCGUUCCAAGAAGUGAACCCCGGUCCCCCGGAGCUGUUGCCUACCAGGAGCAUUUUCAAUCCCGCUGGAAAGGCAAAGACGUUGAACAGACCAACACCGCCGCCCUCUGCUGCGCCCCCGGGCAAAAGAGCGAACAACCGCUCUCUCAAAAGAUCGAAUACCGCGCCGAACCCGGUUGUAGCUCAGCAAGAUCCAUUGCCACAGGAACAGCCUAACACCCAGGGGAAUGAUAGUGGAGUCUCGCAUGCUUCUGCGCCGCCAUACGAGCAGCAGCAGGAACAGGCUGCUUCAUCUAACAAUACCACCGGUCCGACACAUUCAGGUGGACAUGAUGCAGACAACAGCUACUUUGACGUUUCCCACCAAGACUCUAGUUCCAUGUCUGCGAUGACGCUGCCUAUACCAGAGCGUCCUGAGCCGGAACCUCACUUGGCUCUUCAGAUGCAACCGUCUUCGAGACCUGCUUCGAGGGGACUUCCUGAGCCGCCUGUCCCGGCCAGCGACCCCGUCGCGGAGCCAGUUUUGACCUUGCCUCGAGUCUUCACGUCAGAAGCGCCUUGCCCUUCGAGCGAUUUAGACCCGCCACGAUACAAUAAGAAUAUGGUCAAGAAGCAGAGUAUCAAGGAACGGCUUGAAAAUGCUAUUGAGCGGGGAGAGUCGCCUCCAUUUUGCAGCAACUGCGGCGCCAUCGAGACACCAACCUGGCGGAAGAUUUGGACCCAAGACCACUUCGGAACUCCAGGCUUUCACGAGUUUUCGGAUAAGCCAGGAUGCGUGACUGCAGUUGAUGUGCUGGAGCGGGAUGCAGACGGACAGCCAUCUGCCUACCGACUCGUCAAGAAGACACUCGGUCCAAACGACGAAAAGAAGUUAUGGACUGAAACUCUCCUAUGCAAUCCUUGUGGUAUCUGGCUUGGCAAGUUCAAGGUACACCGACCGCCUGACCGGUGGGACAAGGAUUAUGCCCGACUCAAUCAACCGCGCAAAAAGCGCGAGCCAAAGAGCGGCAAUUCAAAGUCAAAGAAGGCGCGUACCAAGAGUGACUCGCAGCCGAAUCCUACUUCAGAAGCAUACUUUACGACGGAUCCGAUCGGCCCAGCAGAUAGCGAGUCACCAAAUGAGAAUUACGAAAAUGGGACAGGAUUCAGGCAGCAGAGCGUGGCCACGGCAGAAGACAAUAAUUUAAACUUGCGGAGCUCCCCGAAACAGCGCUUGACUGGAUCGACUCACUCGAGGGGUAGUGGAACAGCGGACAGCCCUAUCGCGGUCGAGGACGAUCUGGGAAGCACAAGGAGGCUACUCUUCCCGUCACCCAGAAAAGAUGGAGUACCCAAGGUGCUCGGGGAGCUUGCGAUCAACACGCUCCACACAGCCACGCAUAACGAUGCCCGAGAGGCCAAGUCCGCAACGGCAGGGAAGGAGAACACUACAAGAUCGGAGCGUCUCGGCACCCCGACUCUCGACGACCACGGCGAGCUCGACCAAGAACUCUUUGGCACUCCUCCCAAACGCCCGUCCACUCCGCCUCCGAAGGCUUCUGCAGCCCAGGGAUCGUUCAAGACGCCGACCCGUCCGACCCCGAGCCAUCGCCCCAUAACAAGGAGCAUCUCGCGGUCGAUCCGGUCGAUCCGAACCAUGCCCAAAUCCCCCGGAAGCCAACUCGCGCUCGCGCUCGCCCAUCUCCAACGAACACCCUCCAGAACCCCGCGCUCCAGCGGCAGUAUAGGCCGCCGCCGGAGCCCGCGCCAUAACCAGCACGCACAUUUUGCCCUCGACGAUGUCGUACUCGACAACGACGGUUCCGCUAAUGGCGUCGUCUUGCCGUUCGACUCGCCCUUCACGGCCACGCUGAACCAGCUGCUGAGCGAGGCCAACGAGUUCACGGCCGAUUCGCCGUCUCACGGGCUGAAACACCUCGUGACCGAUCUGAGCAAUCUUCCGUCGCUUGGUGAUGUCGCGGAGGGAGCGGGGGCCGCUAUGGGCCAGCAUCAUCAUCAGCAGCAGCAGCACCAGCAGCAGCAUUCACUUGAUGCGACCAACGGCGGUGCGGCGUCAGACGGACUCUGGGAGCUUUUCGAGCAUCGGUUCAGUCAUACCUAAUCUCUCUCGCCGCGGCCGCCGGGCCGUUGUUUUUGUUUUGUUGAGGCACACUAGAUGCUACCUAGCUAGGUGUGAGGUGGGCUAAUGCGGGUGAGGGGGUUUACAGGAGCUUCUGGGUGGAGACGCGAAUGCUUCGUCAGCACACGAGCUUUUGUUCGCUUUUGUUUUCCCUGAUGCUCUGCGUUCUGUCUCGUCUUUUUGUUAUUUUUAUCCUCUGUUGAUUUUAUUGCUGCCUUAGCCUUGUUUGCCGUGGAUCAGAUGGCACGGCA
Molecule: messenger RNA, 4322 nt
Organism: Canariomyces notabilis
Lineage: Eukaryota; Fungi; Ascomycota; Sordariomycetes; Sordariales; Chaetomiaceae
Exons: 2
Coding region: 238-4053 (1271 amino acids)
Biological process (GO): silent mating-type cassette heterochromatin formation; rDNA heterochromatin formation; regulation of transcription by RNA polymerase II
Molecular function (GO): zinc ion binding
Source: RefSeq, a predicted model, not a curated record